UUCAAAGAGAACAUUGUUUUCAUCAUGAAUGCUAAUAAAGAUGAGAGACCAAAGUCCAAAAGCUACUAUUUUUACCUUUUUCAUGCCUCGGUGAUGCUAAGUGUGACCACGCUGUUUCUUCCAGUCAUUGGAACUUCUAAGCAAAAUAUUCCACGACUCAAGCUAACCUACAAAGACUUGCUGCUUUCAAAUAGCUGUAUUCCCUUUUUGGGUUCAUCAGAAGGACUGGACUUCCAAACAAUUCUGUUAGAUGAGGAGAGGGCCAGGAUGCUCCUGGGUGCCAAGGACCACAUCUUCCUGCUCAGUUUGCUUGACUUAAACAAAAAUUUUAAGAAGAUUUAUUGGCCUGCUGCAAAGGAACGGGUGGAAUUAUGUAAAUUAGCUGGGAAAGAUGCCAAUACAGAAUGUGCAAAUUUCAUUCGAGUACUUCAACCCUAUAACAGAACUCACAUUUAUGUGUGUGGAACUGGAGCAUUUCACCCAAUAUGUGGAUAUAUUGACCUUGGAGUCUACAAGGAGGAAGUUAUGUUCAAACUAGACACACACAAUUUGGAGUCUGGCAGACUUAAAUGUCCUUUUGAUCCUCAACAGCCUUUUGCUUCUGUAAUGACAGAUGAGUACCUCUACUCUGGAACAGCUUCUGAUUUCCUUGGCAAAGACACUGCAUUCACACGGUCCCUUGGGCCUACUCAAGACCACCAUUACAUCAGAACUGACAUUUCAGAGCACUACUGGCUCAAUGGAGCGAAAUUUAUUGGAACUUUCCCCAUACCAGACACCUAUAAUCCAGAUGAUGAUAAAAUAUAUUUCUUCUUCCGUGAAUCAUCUCAAGAAGGCAGUACUUCUGAUAAGACGAUUCUUUCUCGAGUUGGAAGAGUUUGUAAGAAUGACGUAGGAGGACAGCGCAGCCUGAUAAACAAAUGGACGACUUUUCUUAAGGCCAGAUUGAUUUGCUCAAUUCCUGGAAAUGAUGGGGCAGAUACUCAUUUUGAUGAACUUCAAGAUAUUUACUUACUCCCCACAAGAGAUGAAAGAAAUCCUGUAGUAUAUGGAGUCUUUACUACAACCAGCUCCAUCUUCAAAGGCUCCGCUGUUUGUGUGUAUAGCAUGGCUGACAUCCGAGCGGUGUUCAACGGCCCCUACGCUCAUAAGGAAAGUGCAGACCAUCGCUGGGUGCAGUAUGACGGAAGGAUUCCUUACCCCCGCCCUGGCACUUGUCCAAGCAAAACCUAUGACCCCCUGAUCAAGUCCACCCGCGAUUUCCCGGAUGACGUCAUCAGUUUCAUCAAGCGGCACCCUGUGAUGUACAAGCCGGUGUACCCAGCUGCGGGAGCGCCGACGUUCAAGCGCAUCAACGUGGACUACAGGCUGACGCAGAUCGUGGUGGACCACGUCGUGGCGGAGGACGGCCAGUACGACGUGAUGUUUCUCGGAACAGACAUUGGAACGGUCCUGAAAGUUGUCAGCAUUUCAAAGGAGAAGUGGAAUAUGGAAGAGGUAGUAUUGGAGGAGUUGCAGAUAUUCAAGCACUCAUCAAUCAUCUUGAACAUGGAGUUGUCUUUGAAGCAGCAACAAUUGUACAUUGGUUCCCAAGAUGGAUUGGUUCAGCUCUCACUGCACAGAUGUGACACUUACGGGACAGCUUGCGCGGACUGUUGUCUUGCCAGAGACCCCUAUUGUGCCUGGGAUGGAGCUGCAUGCUCCCGCUACACACCCACUUCAAAAAGGCGAGCUAGACGCCAGGAUGUUAAAUAUGGAGACCCAAUCACCCAGUGCUGGGACAUAGAAGACAGCAUUACUCAUGAAGCUGCUGAUGAAAAGGUGAUUUUUGGCAUUGAAUUUAAUUCAACUUUUCUGGAAUGUAUACCUAAAUCCCAACAAGCAUCUAUUAAGUGGUAUUUCCAGCGGUCAGGAGAGGAACACCGAGAGGAGUUGAAACCUGAUGAAAGGAUCAUCAAAACAGAAUAUGGGCUACUGAUUCGAAGUUUGCAGAAGAAGGACUCUGGGAUGUAUUACUGCAAGGCACAGGAACACACUUUUAUCCACACCAUAGUGAAGCUGACUUUGAAUGUCAUUGAGAAUGAACAGAUGGAAAAUACCCAGAGGGCAGAGCACGAGGAGGGGCAGGUCAAGGAUCUGUUGGCUGAGUCACGGUUGAGAUACAAAGACUACAUCCAAAUCCUUAGCAGCCCAAACUUCAGCCUCGACCAGUACUGCGAACAGAUGUGGCACCGGGAGAAGCGGAGACAGCGGAACAAGGGCGUCCCAAAGUGGAAGCACAUGCAGGAAAUGAAGAAGAAACGCAACCGAAGGCAUCACCGAGAUGAGCUUCCCAGAGCGGUGGCCACGUAGUUUUCUGUUAAUUUAAAGAAAAUAAUUUUUACCUGCAAAAACACUGUCUUUUGUUUGUACAUCCUUUAGACUAACUCAUAAGAGUUUUCCAUGGAGUUUUGCUAAGGCACAAGAAAAAUAAUAGGAGUAAGACUAUGCAUGGUGAAUAUGGCAUACGAAGGGCAAAUCUGAACCCGUUUUCUAAGAACCAAACCUGUACCUGCAAUGUAUCAGAAUUAUUCUCGAAACAGGGAAUUUACAUUUGUGAAUGUUUUAUGUUCUGAGCUUUUGAACUCAUGAUGCUCUGUAAAUAAGUGAGCUAAGCAAACAUCACAGAUGAUAAUGUGCUAAGGUGCUUGGUUCCCUCGCAUGGUCCCUAGGCAUGGAGUUUACCAUGCUGUUGUGCUGUAUGUUCUUAUAAACAGAUAAAUCAUUCCACUCUAGACCUGGCUACCUUAUGGUAGGAAUUGGAGGGAAGACACAAAUUCAGACCACUUGUAUACCAAACAGAAACGUUCACAGUGAGCCAUUCACUUUUGGUGCAUGGUUUAGGAGUUUAGAGAGGUGUAUUAUUUUUUCAGGCCUCGGGGGUUAUUUAGUGUCCUACAGCACUGAUUUACUGAAGGCUGUAAAUGUUCCUCCCAGGAUUCCGUGUGAAUUACCAGGAGAAACAGGUUCACAGAGAGAAGUUGGUGCUCAGUUAUGUGUUUUGAGAGUAUAUGUUGAGCUUUAUAGGGACAGAAUGCUUAAUAAAUAUUUAAGUAAGCUAUGGAAAAACAUUUAAAUAAAAUAAGGGAAGCAUCAUGAUGUAUGCUGCAUCCUAAUGAGAAGGCAUGCAGAUGGGAUUUGUUAAGGGACAGAAGGAAAGACAGCUAUAAAUUCUGGCUUUGGGGAAAAGUCACAGCCCCAUAAAAAGGAAGAACAGUCACAAAUAAAGUGGGUGAACUGUAACGUAGCUUUAUUCACCAGAGUAUAAGUAGCUGCCAAUUUAUAAUACAUCUGUUAAAUAAAUUGUAGAUUAUUUAAAAAAAAAAAACAACUGCUAGCAAAAGUCUGAGGGAAGCAAAUUUUCUAAAGGAUCAUGGGAAAAAUGAACACAAAUUUAUUUGCAAUCAAGAGGAUUUCAUUGUUUUCUUUUUUCUAAAGACUCAUCAUACUCUAUAAAUUAUUUUCAUUUACUGCCUUUAUUCUCUUGAAUAUAUUGGAUUAUGGGAUUUUAUUUGAGUGAAUAGAAAAAAACAAUAUAUACAUACAUAAAGAUAGAAUUAGUUAGACAAUAGGGGUGGGAAUGGGGAGAUAUAUUGUCAAAUAGCAGAACAAAUGCAAAAUUGUUGACAACGGAAAGGGUUAAGUUAACUCUUUGACAUCUUUUUCCUCACAAUCUUUUUGCAUUUCUGAGAUUAUAUGCUGUAAUUCAAGUAGCAUUGUUUUAGUAAAUUAAUAAUAAAUAAGCCUACUGCAUGUAAAGAAAACAAACUCACAAUAUAAACACUUUUCAUGUUUUGUUAGCACAUAUUUCCAGCUGGACCCUACCUCCAAAUGUGCAUGGUAUGUUUUCUGCUCAUUUAAGCAGGACUCACCUCUCCUUCAAUACAAAACCCUUAGCCUUCUUCUGUUUUGCCUUUUCAUGCCCUUUUUAGUGUGAAAUGAAAAAUUAGUCACUUCCUUACAUGGAAGGCAGCUUUUCAGAAAACUAAAUAGCAGACAUUGCUCGUUUCUCAUGCAUUCUACGUGUCUUGAAAAAAAGCCUGUGAGAACCUGUGUGAUGAGAGGGUAGCUUAUUACAGUGGUCAAAGUCAUGUCUGUGAUGGGCUUGACGCUCACAGCAUCCUCUCUACAUUUGUUUUAUUCACGUCACUUAUCUAUCUCAAAGUAGUCACACUGAUGUGUGAGGUUAAGUACCCCUUUUGAUAUUAAACUCAUAAAUAUUUGUAGAUGUCUCUGUAUAAGAAAAACUUAAGGAUUUAAAACUUAAGUUGUCCAAAAAAACAAACCAGAACAAAUUAGUCUUUGGAAAAAUAAUGCCUAAGAAUAGUUGCAGUAGGAUCAGACUGCUAAUUGAAUACCAUAACAAAAGUGUUUGUAAAUUGAUUUGCUGGGUUGAAAUGUUCCAGGAACUCAUAGCAACUUCAAAGCAAAUAAGUGGGGGUAUACUUUAUUUUGCGAAGAUUUCCACAUAUUUGUAUGUCAGACAGUAAUGAUCAAAUUAUGGGUAGCUUUGAGAAAAUUACAUGAACGAAGCUCAAAUGUUAGGAUUGACGUGUGAAAAUAAAUUUGGUUUUCAUCCAAAUGUGAAUGUCCAAGCCAUUUUUUAAUUCCUUGUUUCUUAUAGUUAUUCAGACACAUUUUUGGAAGCCUAUUUUCAUUUACAUCUACUAUUCUGGCUGCUUUGGAUAUAAAACUAUUAAUUUAUAAUAAUGACAAAAUAAAUUUGAAAUAAUGUUAGUAAAAUAGAAUGUCAGAUAAUAAAAAAAACUAAUGGACAAAGAUUUAUGUAUAUUUAUAAAGAUAGAGGACAUCUAAGCUACAUGUAAUUUUCUAACCUUUUAAUUGCCUAGAACACUUGAGCAACAGUGUGAAUACAUUAAAUGUAAGACAAGACACAAUAUAUAUACUUGCUCACCACUGAAGAUUUUACCAAAUUCUCUUUGACAUAAUGAAAAAUAAGAGUAUAGUAAAUACUUUCAAAUACAUUUGCUUAGAAAUCAGCUCUUGAUGGCGAUGUCAUAAAAUGUCUAUGUUUUUCCUUGGAUUCUUAUUUUCCUCUCCUGUUUCGAAUACAAGUCUUUGACUUGCCUAUUCUUGCCUCCGUUUCAUUCUGGCUUUUUAUGUUGCUACAUGGAAUCCUGCCUGUCUGCUUUCAUUUACAUUCAGUUUACUCAGAAUUUAAAGAAUUUGUCUAGAAAUGGAUUUUUUGAGUAAUUAAUUUAUGUAGAAUGCCCGCCUCCAAAGAGCUCAAAACAUUAUAUUCACAUUAUUGAAUAAACAUUUUUGAAAACCAAUCAAAUUACUUAAGAGAAGGAAAAAUAGUCAUAGAGAAAUUUGUAAAAGCCACACAGUAGUAGAACUAUAAUUGAUACAAAAAUCUCACCAUCUGUUAACUAAUGGGUAUUUAAAAUAGCUGCCUGCAAAAUGGUCUUCCUCUUGAAUUUUCCUUUGGUCUAUAUUUUGGUUCUUCAUAUGCUAUUAAGUUUUGUUCCUGCUGGAUUAUACAGUCUAAACUAAAUAAAUUAGUUUAUAGUGGACAGUGCCUUCUUUUCAACAUUAUCAAAAUUAAAAUUUUAAGACAAUUUAAUACAUUGAUGGCCACAAAAUAUUAAAUUAAACCAAAACAUUCACUCAACAC
Molecule: messenger RNA, 5677 nt
Organism: Molossus molossus (Pallas's mastiff bat)
Lineage: Eukaryota; Metazoa; Chordata; Mammalia; Chiroptera; Molossidae
Gene: SEMA3D
Product: semaphorin 3D
Exons: 17
Coding region: 25-2352 (775 amino acids)
Biological process (GO): axon guidance; negative regulation of axon extension involved in axon guidance; positive regulation of cell migration
Molecular function (GO): chemorepellent activity; semaphorin receptor binding
Source: RefSeq, a predicted model, not a curated record